AUACUGCAGUGAUCCUCGACUUCUGAACGACCAGUUUCACUGAGGUUAUACCCACAAUAGGUGCACAACUGCAUAGAUCUGAAAUGCCAUAAGAAUGCAGUAGGCUGGAGGAAGAAAUUGUGCAGCUGUUGUAGGAUGGGGGUGGGACCAAAGAGACAAGGAACCGGAGCUACAAAUGGAAAAGAUAAGACAUCUGGUGAGAAUGAUGGACAAAAGAAAGUUCAAGAGGAAUUUGACAUAGACAUGGAUGCGCCAGAGACAGAGCGGGCGGCCGUGGCGAUACAGUCCCAGUUCAGGAAAUUCCAGAAGAAAAAGGCGGGGUCCCAGUCCUAGUAGCUACCUCAUAGCUGAAAGCAAAGUAACCCUGAAAUGAUUUAUCAAGAAAAUCAGAAAUAUCACAAAAAUGCAUGUACAGAAAUGAUCAAUAUUUAAAGCCUCAUUGGCAGAUAACAAACCAUAAGCUUGUGUGUGACUUCAUCCCAGGUGUUUCACACCCAUUAUCCUCUGUAACUCACCAUUUUACUUGAUGUUGUAAUAAAAAGUUAGGGUGAAGUAAUUAAAGUGUCUGCCUUCAUCUGUCCUUUCAUAUUAAUCUAGCAAGCGCAGCGUUACAAAUGAACCCAGCCCAGAUGCCUAUUUUCCUCUUCACUUAAAGCGUGGAGACAUAACGGCACCGUAUGUUACAAGGUUUUUGCUGAGAGAUGAAAGCAUGUGCCUCAGCCCUGCUUACCUCAUUUGGAGAAUUCCAGCUGCCAGCCAAAUGGAACAAUAAAAUCCCUUUCUCAUAAUAAGCUUAAAGUAAAAAGUUGCAGACAGAAGCUGACAGGAGGAGAAGAGGUAUAGGAAGCCACGGAUAUUUAUUUUUGUCUUGCAAUUAUGCCAGUAAAGUGGCUUAAGUGGGGAAAUUGUCAUUGUCCUUCCUGUUUGAAUGAUAAAGUCCAGCUUGGACUUUGGAGGGAAAAAAAAAGGAAAAUCCAAUUUCAGAACUCUUUGGAAGUUGUUUAUUUUUAUUUUUAAAAAUAGAAGCUGACUCCCUAUACUCUGUUCACUCUCCGUCUAGUCAGUAGCAAUUUCUAUGCCAUUUCUCUAUUUCAUAUUAUUUGUAGUAUUUGAUCUCUAUUUCAUAUUAUUUGUAGUAUUUGAUGAGUAAAUCAGACUCCCUCUCUCCAUCUACACUACUUGUAAUUUAAAGUGAUUUUGCAUGAAACCCUGUAUCACUGUAUUGGCCCAGUUUUUUAUUCACAGAAAACAGCCACAGCAAUGUUUCUUAUACUGGGACGUUUUUUAUUUUCUCCCUGCUGUAAAGGAGCACCAGUCCAGUUCCAGGCUAAACCUGAGUGAAAAUCUUGCCUGGCGUCUAACCUGAUCAGAAAUUAGCUGCCUAUAUAGGGCGCAGGGAAGGUUCAGAAAUAGUUUUCAUGGUUUCUUGUAGUCAGAAAACUGAGCUAUUUAGAUGGAGCAACCAGCGUAUUCACUACACAGAGACAUGUCAAAAAUCCCACCCUCUUCUCAGUUCCAUCAGCAGGUGUGAGGGUUGCAGUAGGCGUCUUCAUCCCUGGGGAAAUUAGAGGCAGAAGUGUUUUCAGAAGGACUGGUGUUUACAGCAGUUCUCCAAGAAAGCAGCAUAAUCCUCACCUCCAGACUGACGGAGGCAGGGGUGCUGAGAGGUGGCAGCCUGCCUACCCUUAGCUGAACAGCCUGGAACUGAGACUGCUUCCGGUGUGAGAGAUUCGGGUGUAAUUCCCAGCUCUGUCUAGAGGCAUUGGCUGUCUAUUCUCCCUCCUGCCACAGCAGGACAGAGGACAGAUCAUCAUGCCUCUCCUGUAAACUGGAAGCUACCUCUGAGGGAUAGGAAUGGAGGAAAAGUGAAGAUCUCGAGCUGCUGGCAAUCACUUCCCAUGACAACCCCUUGGAGCAGCAAUACUGAAAAGGUUCAAAGCUGUGAGUGAAAGCCAGGCUGCACGACUGCAGAAGGAAGGCCUUCAGCCUUAUACAGGUUAAGGCACUUAUAGCAUUGGGCAGCAAUUUAGUGAGAAGCUAAAAUGUGAUGGCAGGCAGUAGGAGCUCUGGUACCAUGCUUAACUAGGAGGAGCCCGCGGAGAUACCAGGCAGAGGAACUCUUGUGGAUCCUGUGGGCAAGGCAGAACUGAUGUGCAGAGACAGUGUGUGAGGUGUUCAAUAAGCAUAGCAAGACUGGGUGGGAAUGGACAGGACAUUUUAGAUCUUAGUUCAGAGCUGAUAAGCCCCUAAAUGCCACCCAGAUGCUGCCUUAGGCACUUUUGCCUGUGUCAGACCCUGGCUGUGUGCACAUCUCUUGUAAAGGCAGAGUUCUCUGAGCUACAGCUGAGUGCUUCCACUCCAGGAGAAGCAUUGAUUCUCUGUGCUUAGGAAUUUCACCUCAAACAACACUGCUGCUGUGCUCAAAGUGUACCUUAUGGAGGCUACAGAUUCCCCCCUUAUCAUUCACAGAGACUGCUCACCACUUAAUAAUCACUUUAGUAUAAUAAUUGAAAAAUUGUAAUGGGUUUGGACUGCGUUGGUGUCAUUUUGUUUAGAUGAACAUAUGUCUGUAAUAAGGGACUACAUUUGCGUCCUGCAUUAUGUCAUGUGAAAUAGCAUGAGCUCUGUAAUAGCUACUUAACUGAAUAAAAACUAUGGGU
Molecule: messenger RNA, 2660 nt
Organism: Numida meleagris (helmeted guineafowl)
Lineage: Eukaryota; Metazoa; Chordata; Aves; Galliformes; Numididae
Gene: PCP4
Product: Purkinje cell protein 4
Exons: 3
Coding region: 136-333 (65 amino acids)
Cellular component (GO): cytoplasm
Molecular function (GO): calcium ion binding; calmodulin binding
Source: RefSeq, a predicted model, not a curated record